AUGGCGCCGCCGCCGCAGCCGCCGGCGACCGCGCCUGUGCAAGUCGCUGCGGGGGGCAGCGACAGCUCCUCCUCGUCUUGCCUGUUCGCCUCGCCCGCACGGGACUACAUACAGGACCUACCCGAUGAGAUCCUCGUGCUCAUCUUCGCGGCACCCCAACCUAAUAAACUUAUAAUUGUAAUGGCGUUUUUGUUAAAGAGGGCGGUUCUUGGCCUCCCUCCCUCGAUUCCCCCGCUGCCGCCGCCGCCGCUCCGCCGUUUCGAUUCCUCCGGUGGCCGGUGGCCGGUGGCAAGCGGAGCCGCUUCCCAUCGAGGAGGAGCAGGAGGAGAUAGCCCCUCUCCGCUCCGAUCGGAUCCCUUCACGGGUGCGGUCACCCGCGCCCAAGCGAAGAGGAAGAGAUCCUUGCAGCAGCAAUCGCCGCGUGCCGGAGGCGGAGACCCCGGCCCCGAUCUGAUCAGCCUUCUCCCCGACGAGGUCCUCGCCGACAUCAUCUCGCUCCUCCCCACCAAGGACGGCGCGCGCACGCAGGCGCUGUCCGCCCGGUGGCGCCCGCUCUGGCGCUCGGCGCCGCUCAACCUCGCGACCGGCGGCGCGGACGUCGACGAGGCCACCGUCUCCCGCAUCCUCGCCGCGCACCGGGGCCCCGCCCGCCGCUUCGCCGUCUCCAACCUCGCGCUCGCCGGCCUCGACGGCUGGCUCCGGUCCCCGGCCCUCGACCGCCUCCAGGAGCUCGACGUCUCCUACAGCCUCGCGGCGUCGCCCACGCCGGCGAUGCCGCCUUCCGCGCUGCGCUUCUCGUCCACCCUCCGCGUCGCGCAUCUCGGCUUCUGCCAGUUCCCCGACGCGGCUGCCGGCCAGGCCCACUUCCCCAGGCUCCGGCACCUCACGCUCCGCUUGGUCACCGUCUCCGAGCAGUCCUUGCACGCCCUGCUCGCCGGCAGCCCUGCUCUCCACAGCUUGGUGCUCAAAUACAGCUAUGGCUUCCGCCGUCUUCGGAUCAACUCCCGGAGCCUUAGCUGUUUCGCCGUGCAUUACAGUGAUCGCCCCGCCCGCAGCGGCACUGAGAUCAUGCUGCAGGAACUCGUUCUUGAGGACACCCCGUGUCUUGAAAGACUGCUCCAUUGUGGAACAUAUAGAGAUGAUGGCAUGCGCGUCUCGGUAAUUUCAGCACCAAAAUUGAAGAUGUUGGGUCGCCUCACGGAUAGAAUCGGCAGACUCGAGCUCGGCACCACUGUUUUUGAGACAAAUGCAGCGGGCAUGGAAAACACGCUGGCGGAUAAACCCCUAGAUCGCAUAGAUUGCCUUGACCUCCAUCUGAAGAGGAUAGUAUUGGGCUUUUAUAUGGGCAAUAAAUCACAUGUUGACAUUGCCUCAUUCUUUAUAUUGAAUGCAAGGGUGCUGGAGUCAAUGAAACUUCUUGUCGAAACUCAUCUAGUGCAAAACAAAAUGUGGGCUGAAAAUCAGUGCAAGCGUCUCCAGCUAGAGAAUCGGGCUUCUAGUGCUGCUCAGAUUGAAUUUGCGACUUUUCAAUGGUUCAGUUGCAAAGACAUUCAUGACUUGUCAGACCCCUUUGAAUAUGUGCUUUGAAGUUUCGAAAACUUUCAGUUACUCUUCUUUGGGUUGCUUUAUCCAAAUUUUUUAGUUCACCUUGCUUGUAAAUAUUUGGACAAUGUUUUUGAGCUAUAUUGCUUGCCUUUGAAUUGCUAGAUUACCUGUAUACAACUUGGCGUGCUCAUUUUGAUUCACCACAUGAUAUUAUUGUUCGAAUAA
This is a messenger RNA of Panicum virgatum (switchgrass), 1770 nucleotides long. RefSeq names its product putative F-box/FBD/LRR-repeat protein At5g52460. The coding region runs from base 1 to 1587 and encodes 528 amino acids. Gene Ontology annotation, molecular function: protein binding. NCBI's taxonomy places the organism in Eukaryota, Viridiplantae, Streptophyta, Magnoliopsida, Poales, Poaceae. The transcript is spliced from 4 exons. The record is from RefSeq and is a predicted model, not a curated record.